Carassius carassius (crucian carp) is the source of this 8945-nucleotide messenger RNA. RefSeq names its product polycystin-1-like protein 1. The coding region runs from base 229 to 8565 and encodes 2778 amino acids. Lineage: Eukaryota; Metazoa; Chordata; Actinopteri; Cypriniformes; Cyprinidae. Gene Ontology annotation, cellular component: membrane. The transcript is spliced from 54 exons. Gene Ontology annotation, biological process: kidney development; detection of mechanical stimulus. Gene Ontology annotation, molecular function: calcium channel activity; protein binding. The record is from RefSeq and is a predicted model, not a curated record.
AGAAAAAAACUAUAAUGGCAUAGGAUACAGUCAUAGAUAGGCCUACAAUACAACAAUUUUUUGUUGUUGUUGCCGUAUUGAUUCUUGACUGAACUCAUAUGAAUACAAUCAAUCGUUUGGAAAUGCAGCUGUCAAUCAAGAAGUCACGCCUCCUGUUCACCUGUUCACUUGCGACUACAGACAAAGAAAUCAUUCGCACUAGUGACGAGAGACAUUCAGAUUGUUACGAUGUUUCUUUUAUGUCGGUUUGUAUUUUGUUUCAUUUCGUCACUCAUUUUUGCUGUCAGACUUGUCAAGGGAAACUCAGGAUAUGCUGUUCAGUGGUACUUUGGAUUCAGCAACUAUAGCUCACUGGACUUCCUCCAAUGUCAGGAAACUGAGCUUCCGUUAUGUUCCAAGCUGUGUUUCAGUGAAGGAUGCUUCUCCUCUGAGUAUGUCCCUUCUGGGAAUGAGACGGGCUGCUUGGCAGUGCACAGCAGCAGAGGGCCUUCUGUUCAUGAUGCCACUGUUGCUGCUUUGACUGACAGGGUGCAGAUUGGGAAGCCCCUCCUCCUGGAAGUCUCAGGCAAACUAAAUCUGAGCAAAGAAAACUUUUCUAUGGAUUUCAUAACAUUUCGAGGGAACUCUGGUCGUCAGGGUCUGCAUAAUAUAUCUGUUAUGGCCAACGGAUACCUCACCUGCUACAUAGAUGUGAUAUUACAUGCUGCUGGAGUGUACUAUUUAAAUGUGACCAUGACGAACAGUAUCUACACUCAUUCUGCCAGCUGGAAGAUUAGAGCGUGUCCCUUCGGGACUGAGUACUUGAAUCUCAUGUUGCCCAAGAGAGAUCAGGAUAUCCCAUCUUGUGCACCCCUGCCCACAGAUGCAGAGGACAAGCAGCAGGGUAAAGCCUCAACAGAAUCCAUAGACAGUCACAAGCAAGCUGUUUGGAUCUUUUCUGACAAACGGGCAUAUGCAUCAGAAACCGACAUUCAAUUCGUAGCAGUAACAGAAGAGCCCGAUCCUCUAGACCUUCAUUGGAAAUUUGGGGAUGGAGCAGAAAUAAAAACAACAUCCAGGAUCUACAAAAAGAGAUAUCGCUUACCAGACAUAUACAGUGUCACUGUCAGCGUGUCUAAUGGUCUCACAUCCAUCAGCUCAGAUGUUUAUCCGGUGGUGAUUCAGAGAGCUGUGCAGCCCAACAGGCUUCUGUAUAGUCCCUCAGUUUUAUCAAACAGCCCUGUGAACUUCACCUGCCGGAUCAGCACAGGGACUGAUGUCUCGUACAGCUGGAAUUUUGGCGAUGGAACAGAACGAGAUGGAUCAAGCACUGAGCGUCAUGUCUACAACAGAGCUGGAGAAUACAUAGUAGAAGUUAUUAUGUCCAACCUGGUGAGCUCAGCCUCUUUAACAGGACACAUCUUUGUCGUUGAAGAAUUAUGUCAGCCUCCUCCUGUGAAAAAUAUGGGCCCAAAUAAAAUACAGGUGUGGCGGUAUCAAACUAUCCAUCUUGCUGUAACGUUUGAAGCACAGAUUCAGUGCAAUGUUUCCAGAGGCCUGCUGUAUAGAUGGACUAUAUAUGAUAUGAGCGGACGACAACUGCUCUUCCCACACAUAGACAGGGGACAGCAGUAUAUUGAUCUUCCAAAAUACCUCCUUCAUUAUGGAACAUAUAAAGCUAUAGCAAAGGUCCAAGUAAGCGGUAGUGUGGUGUACAGCAACUACAGUGUCUUAAUUGAAGUGGUGCGCAGUCCUCCUGUCAGUGUCAUCAGCGAAGCCACAAAUAUUUUCAUCAAUCGUCAGAGCCGCACCAUCGUCACUCUUGAUGGACGAAAAUCACAUGACCCAGAUUACCCUAAUAAUACUAUAAGUUACAGCUGGUCGUGCAAGCCAGUAAACACAGAAGAGAGCAGCUGUUUCAACAGGAACAUUGUGACCACUUCAGCAGUACUGACAUUUCCCACUCUUUCCUUGAAACCUGAUUUUGACCUGCUUAAAUUUACUCUCACCGUGUACAGUGGCCAUCGAUCUUCAUCGUCUGAGAUGUUCAUCACUGUAACAUCAAAACCUGUCAGCAACAUUCAUAUGUCUUGUAAACAUUUCCGUGAAAAUUCAGUGAACUGGAAUGAGCAGUUUUCUGUUUCUGCUCUCUGUGAUGCUUGUGGUUUUAAUGCAAAAGAUGUGACCUAUUACUGGAAACUUUACCUGGUUAAUUCCUCAAGCAAAGCUGUACCAGAAAUUCCCUUCUGCAGCAGUAUGGAUCUCGGUUUGCCCUCCAAAAUGGAGGAGAGCUUACAUUUCUCCCAGCCUGCUGUGACACCCUACACUCCAGCCCAUUUUACUGAGCCUUCCAUUCCAGUAUCUCUGGCUCCUUAUCUUUUAUCUGAUGAAAUUGACCUUACAGCCCAGGUUUCACAAGAUACUCAGACUUCAAUAAUACAUAAAAAACACCAUGAUAUUAGUGUAGACACUCUGAUUGAAAACCCCAGCACAAACACGAACCCCCAUGCAGCAUCUCCGACUAUCAUAUCUUCACACCUCCCCUUCCUUCCGUCCUUCCCUGGGGAAACAGAGUCCUCUGGGAGUCAGUGGGAGUAUCAAGGGUCUUUCCCAGCCUCAGAUAAGGUGUCACUGACUGAUAUGACCUCAGAUUUUCAUACUGAGGACAUGAUUUACACAGACGUUUAUCAGGAGUCGAUAUCAGGCGAUCAUCUCUCCCUACCAGAGUAUGAUUACUAUAAUUUUGGAAUUGAAGAGGCUGAUCCUGGUGUCCCAGUUGGCAGACCUACUGGGACCAAUUCAUUGGGCUUUAGUUGGAACGUAUCAUUCCCUCACUCUUAUGACGAUGAGGGUGAUAAUCUGGUGGACCCCAGCCUGCAUGACCCGGUGCUGUCUGAGAAGACCCUGCUAGAUCUGCACAGACAGCUCAUUCAUCCCUCUGUGUUUGAGUCUUACUCUCUCACAGGAUUAUCCUCUCCAGUUGUCACAUUUAAACCCUUCAUGCUUAAACCAAAGAGUCUUUAUUUGCUUGAAGUGUCUGCAAUUUCCGAACAGCGGCUGCAAGGGAAAAGCCAGCUGUUCUUCCAAACUCAAGUUGUUCCUGAAGGAAUGAGCUGCCAAGUGCAGCCCAACACAGGCUAUGAAAUUCACACAUACUUCAGCAUCUUCUGCUCCUCUGGAAGAGAGGAUCUCUUGUAUGAAUACAGUUUUAGUGUGGGCAAAAGUCCCAGGACACUCCUUUACGAAGGCAGGGAUUUCCAACAUUACUUUAGUCUUCCCAGUGGAGAUCCUAAUGAUGAUUACAAAGUCACGAUCUUUAUAGAAAUAAAGAACAGAUUUGGAGCGAUGACCGAACCAUGUCCUGUGAAAGUGACUGUUCUUCCAAGCUUCCAGAGAAACUCAUCUUCUCAGCUCACUCCUGAUCAAGAGCUGUACAUGUAUGGAGUGGGUAACCUAACGGGUCUGAGUAAGAUCGGAAGCAGCAGAGACAUCAUCAACUACAUCUCUCUUUUGAUAGCGGUGCUGAACCGCUUGAGUCUGGACACAGAUUCUUCUGUUGAGCUUCUGACGCUCACACGCACUUCCAUCAUUACAGCAGCCUGUCAGCUGCCCAGCACUGAGCAGGGAAUUUUAUAUGAAAUAAUUUACAGGCUUACCGAUCUGAUAAGAGUCUCUAGUCAAGUGACAUUUUACAGUGCCAAACAAGUAAUUCAGCAUGUUGAGGACAUCUCAUCCCUCUCACGUGAGUCCAAGCCUCCAGCAGGCCAUAUUCUGGACCCUGGGAUGGUGCAAGCACUGGUAACUCUCCUGUCUGCUGUGCUGGAGGCUCCAGUGCUCUCUUCCAGACCAGGACACCAACUCACAAACAAAGUGCUCUACACUAUCACUGAUUUUGUACUGGAGUGUUUGCUGUCCAGCAAUGUCUGGCAGUACAACGUGAACACCACGUUCAUGGAAGUGUUAGUCUGGAAGGAUGAGCGGUCUCAUUCUGUGGUGAAAACAUUUGGCCUCACUGCGUUCCACUUCACUGACUUUCUGGAGAUGCAAUUUCAGCAAUGGAGCAGAAACAGCCAGCACAAGCCCUGCGUCAUCACCUGGCUCACAGUGUACAGGCAGAGCCCAUACCGCUGGUCCAGACACGUGCAGCUCAGUGGAGAGACGGCAGAAAUCCGGCUCUACAACUGCACCACCAGGAAGGAAAUCAAAGUCCGACAUCUAUCCACACCAGUUAAGAUUGAAUUUCAGAGGAAAGAGGAGACCAAUCAGAGUCCACACACACGGUUCACUCUUCUGUGCGGUCAGGUGAACUCUCAUCAGUUCAACAUCACGUCACCGAGCCUUCAGAGAGCGCUUCAGGUCACUGUGCAGUUUAACAGGCCGGCUGAACGCCCCUUUCCCAUUCUGUUGCUUCUCAGGAUGUAUGAGCAGCCAACACCUAAUCUAUACAACAAACAGAACAUAUAUCUCUGGAAAGGACAGACGGCUCGCAUCUUCCUCCCUCAAUCCUAUUUACAUGCUGCUGGUUCUGUGUACCUGAGGCUUCUCAAUGCAGACUACAGUAAAAGUCCUAGCAACAAGUACAUCGCCAGAGCUGUGAACUACACACUUCGCAUCGAGUCUGUGGAGUGUUUGUCCUGGGAUGGUGUGAAAGAGUGGAAGUCCAGUGGCUGUUUUCCUCAUAGUGGGGUUUCCGCAGACAAGAUCUACUGCAGUUGCAACCACCUGGCAUCAUUUGCAGUAUCACAUGAGAACAUCAUGAGCAGCUUAAACUCUGCAGAUAUUUCACAGUUUAUCCACUCUGAAACCAACUACACACUGAUCAUUUUUUCCGUAAUAUCCCUGGCUCUCUAUGUGGUGGUGUUGGUCAUCUGUAGGAAGGCUGAUGUUUCCAUACAAAAAAUGACAGACUCAUUUCUGCUACCAGAAAACAAUCCCUCAGACCGCUUUCUUUAUGCAGUCACCAUAGACACAGGACUGAGAUCUAGAACUAGAAUGACAGCAAAGGUCCAUAUAGUUCUGUAUGGAGAUAAAGGUGUCUCUCAGACCAGGGAACUCAGCAGCUCUGACUCCAAACUCUUUACAUGCAACUCAAGGAAUACCUUUAUUCUCAGUUCCCCAGAGAGUCUGGGUCGAGUAUGGAAGCUGCAUCUUUGGCAUGAUAAUGGAGGUUCAUCUCCCAGCUGGUAUCUGAGGCAUGUGGUGGUCAAAGACCUGGUGCAGGGGUCCUGCUGGUUCUUCCUGGGCCAGUGUUGGCUGGCAGUGGAUGAGGGAGAUGGAAGGGUGGAGAGGAGUUUAGUUGCUUCUGAAAACAGUCUGACAUUUAAACAGUUCCUGUAUUUGAAACUCACAGAAUACCUGAAGGACUUUCACCCGUGGCUGUCUGUGUACAGUCGUCCGUCUUUCAGCUCUCACACACACACUCAGCGUUGGAGUGUGUGCUUGCUGCUCCUGCAGGGCUACAUGUGUGUGAGCGCAGUGCUUGUAAAUCUUUUGGAAGAACAGUGUUUUGCAGAGAUGGGGCUUAUUGAUGUUUCACCCGUUUCCAUGGUAACAGGCCUGUGCAGUGCUCUGGCUGUGCUGCCGGUGGGGGGUCUGGUGUCCCUGGUGUUUCGUGUCAGUAAGACCACAUUCAGUAGUGUGUCCGGAGAGCAGUAUAAGGUCAAGGUGCCUGACGUCUACUCUGUAGAAGGCAUUCUACUCAUUAUUCAAAACACUUUCUAUUGGUUUGUCUGUUUCACAGAUCACUACGAUGCACUUCUGAUAAAUGAUUGUGCACCGUAUUUGUCCUGGAAUACAGUUUCCCAAUGGACUCAAGGAUCACGGAAAACAGAGUACAAGGAUUGGGAAACCUCAGAUUCAGUGUCUGUGUCAAAACUGCAAGAGGACCCUGAUGCCAUCUUAGAGAUUGUAGAAGACCCCAUGUCUGACGUCAACAGCAGAUCACAUGACAAAUGCAAAUGGAAGACGUCUGAUCUGAAAUCACACACCUCUGCAGGCAUCCUAGAGAACCGGCAGGUUUGUGGUGGUAGAAUCCAAAGUCUUCAAUCCUGGUGUUAUUAUGUGGGCUGGAGCCUCUGCUUGUCUCUUUCUCUGAUGUGCUUCAUCAUCACAGGAACUCUUGGAGUAAAGUUCGACAGAACAAAGACUCUUCUUUGGGCUUAUUCUGUGUUCUUUUCUCUUGUCUGCUGUGGCUUUGUACUGCAUCCAGCAAUGAUCCUCAUAACUGCUAUCGCAGUGUCUCUGCUGCUUCGAAAGAAGCCAGACUGGUUCCACGGUCUAAGUGUAAAAGAGCCUGUCACUGAAUUAUUGAGACACAAGCACCAAAAACUUGAGAAUGUCUUUGUUAGCAAAUACCAGCAGUCCCAUUUUGAAAAGAUGCUCGCUGCCCGUCAGAGAGCCAGGUAUUUGCGUCUGGUGCAGCCACCAAAUUCAAGAGAGUUGAAGUGUGUGAGAGGCCAGAUGAAGAAACAGACUCUCCUUCACAAAACCGCAAGGGAUUUGACGUUUCACCUAAUCAUGCUGUUGACCGUUCUGUUCGUGACCUAUGGAAAGUCUGACAAUGACAACAAGUACCAUUUGAAUCAAGCUAUUAAAUCUCAUUUCACAAAGAGUCUGCAAAAUUCAUUUCACUCCAUCCAAAAACUUGACGAUUGGUGGAACUGGACAACCACCACUUUCCUUGAGAGAUUAUAUGACAGUGCCAUCUGCCAUGAUAAAAGAGUAGAAAAUGAAACAGGAGAUUUCAGCAGUCCCUUUUCUCUAAUUGGGAGUCCAGUUAUAAAAAAGAUCAAGAGCACAUAUAACUCGUCAUGCCAGAUCUUGAAUUUGUUUGGCGAAAACAAUAUGAAAUGCUCUGAUAACCAGUCUGUGGAAAAGAGACACUCACUUUGUGGGAAACUUGGGUGUUAUGAGGGCGAAAGUGUGAGUGUGAGCCUUGGAAGAACAAGGUCCAAAGCAAACAAGUCAAUUAAAAAGCUUCUGGAUACUGGCUGGAUGACUCCUUUCACCCAAAUUGUGAUGGUCCAGUUUAUCUUGUACAAUGGGCCCAGUAACCUCUUCACGGCAGUCACUAUUCUAGUAGAGCAAACCUCAACAGGAGCUCUGAUGCCCUCGGCAAGCACACAGUCCACUAGACUCUACCAUUUCCCAGCUGCCCUUGACUACAGUGUUAUGACGUGUGAGCUUCUUUUCCUUUUGUGCAUCCUGCUUCAUAUGUAUCGGCAAAUAUAUGUUAUGACUCAAAGAGAAUGGCUUUACUGGAGAAAUCUUUGGAGCUGGCUUGAGGUGACCGUGUUCAUCUGCAGUCUUUUGCGGUUUAUCUGCUCUGUGUACAUCUUUAUGCUAAAAACAGAGAAGAUUGAUUUCCUGCAGAAGGAGAAUUUUGAAUUACCUGUUGAUCUAAGCCCCAUCUUCUUUUGUGAGCAGCUUUCUCAAUCUCUCCUUGGGGUUGUGGUAAAUUUGCUUCUACUGAAAUCUGUGUCUUUUCUACGGCUAAACAAAACAAUGGCAGCAGCUGUGUGUACUUGGAAGCUGAUCUUCUCCAACCUGCUUUGGAUACUGGCACCUGGUAUUAUUGUCGCAGUGGCCCUCUCCGGUCUCCGUAACUUGAUCUUUCAUUCAUUCCAGUUUAACAGUAUCACUAAAUCUGCUCAUUUGCUCUUCACUCGUUUCUUUUGCAUGAGACACUUUGGUGACCUUUACAUCCAAUCCCAAGUCCCAACAACAGUUUAUUUUGGAUCUAUAUUCUGCACUAUGAUUCCAUUUAAUGCUACGGUAAUUGCCACCCUUACCUUUUUUGUGAAACAAAGAAAGAAAACUAAAAAAAGGAAACAUUUACUGACUGUCUUUGAGCUGAUGUCUUAUGUCAAAGACAAGGCUUUACUCAUUAUUGGCAAAGCCAGUCACAAGUCAAUUAACCAUCAUGUCCACGCUAAUAGGGUUUACUUAGCAGAGUUUGAGGAUGUCAUGGAAGAACUGUUGUUUCAUCUCUACACUAUGUCAGACAGUCUCCACAACACCCUGCCAGCAAAAGAAAAUCUAUUUGAAACCCAGACUAAUUUCUCUGUGCCGCUUUCUGGGCAUGUUUAUAGUUCAGACUCAGAGAGUGUACUUUUUGAUGGAAUGGGGAAGAAACACUUAGGAUACCUAGAUAUCAGCAGUGCCUCGUAUAGGGAAAACACUCACAGAUCACCACUUGAACACAGAAUGUCUCAGUACUUACAAAGCAGAGGAAGAACGCAGGAGGAGAGUUUCAGAAACUCCCUCAAAGAUCCGAUCAGAGAGUCAGAAGGGACUGGACAGGCCCAAGUUCUUUCUUCAAACAAGCAGACCCAUUGUGCUCCUGCUGAAUGGAAGGACAAAGUGUACAUUAAAUCAUCAAUGUUGCCUGAUCCAAGCAGGUUGGCAGAUGAGCAUAAUUUUGCUAUCAAUACACAGAUCAUGAGUCAAAAGAUGAGAAGGCACACUCUUCUAACCUCAUCAGCUUGCAAAGUGAACCUGGGUCAUCAUACAGCACAUGGCAAGCGAGCUGGAGAGUCACAUGUGUUUACUACAUCUUCCAUUGAGGGAAUGGACAAUUCUGUAUGAGGGCAAGCAAUUAUUCCAGGGUUCAUUGAACAAUGUAUGUAAUACAAACAUACUGUUUCAUUCCAGAAGAGAAUUAGAUUUUCAAGCCACAUUCCCUCUGGUGUUGGGUUUUUAGAAUGGUCCUUAACAUUACUUUAAAAACCUAUUUGAUCUGAUUAAAUAAUCUCAGACGUGAUAUUUAAUUAGCAUGAAGUUACUAAAAUAUUAAUAGGACAUGUCUUAACAUGCUUGACAAAUUACUUUUUUUUAUAUAUAGCAGUUUCAAAAUACUCAUUUGGGGUAUUAUUUGCGUUUGUGUGAAAAUGUAUGAGGUUGGCCCCUUCUGUUAUUUUGCAACUAAAAAUUAAAUAUUCCUUUGCCAAAAACUAUUUUAAUAAAUA